AUGGCCAGGGUGCCGGCGGGGGCAGAGGGCGAAGCGCCCUCCUCGCCCCCAGGAACCCCUGCCUCAGUUCGGAGCCCCCUCAGUGCGGCGCCCCCUGGCGGGCUCAGGGAAAGGCCCGAGUCCAGAGGAGGCUGCCGGACUAGAGACCCUCAGCCCAGGCAAACGGGGCACUCCUGGGCGCGCAGAGACGCCGCCUGGCCUGCCUGUCUGCGGGCCGUGCGUCCCGCGCCUCGGUUUCCCUGGCAGCUGCCGCCUGCUCUGCCACCACCUCCGCCGCCUACUUCCGGCAGCUCUUCCUCUCCACCUCCACCCAGCCCAGCCCGCGCAUGCGCCCCGCCCUUACCGCGUCGCCCUGGGCUCUUCCCUCGGCUCCGCCUCUCAAGAACCAAGCCAGGCAGAAGCUUUCUGCUGUUGCUCGCCCCAAGCAGCCGUAGAAAACAAAUACAGAUUUUGGUGGUGCUGGACCAAGCAUCUCAACACGUGGAAGAGGCAGUGGAACUGGACAGUAGGGAGAGGACGGGUGACAAGGGGCCCCCUGGGAAAGCUGGGCCUCCGGGACCUAAGGGAGAACCUGGCAAAGCGGGGCCAGAUGGGCCGGACGGGAAGCCUGGGAUUGAUGGUCUAACUGGAGCCAAGGGGGAGCCUGGCCCCAUGGGGAUCCCUGGAGUCAAGGGCCAGCCCGGCCUCCCAGGUCCCCCUGGCCUGCCAGGCCCUGGCUUUGCUGGACCUCCUGGACCACCUGGACCUGUUGGGCUCCCUGGUGAGAUUGGAAUCACAGGCCCCAAGGGGGAUCCUGGACCAGAGGGGCCACCAGGGCCCCCGGGGCCACCUGGCAAACCGGGCCGCCCAGGAACCAUCCAGGGUCUGGAAGGCAGUGCGGAUUUCUUGUGUCCAACCAACUGUCCGGCGGGUGUGAAAGGCCCCCCAGGGCUGCAGGGAGUGAAGGGGCAUCCUGGCAAACGCGGGGUUCUGGGAGAUUCUGGCCGCCAGGGGAGGCCCGGUCCCAAGGGAGACGUGGGUGCCUCUGGAGAGCAAGGCAUCCCUGGACCACCGGGUCCCCAGGGCAUCAGGGGCUACCCAGGCAUGGAGGGACCCAAAGGAGAGACGGGUCCUCGUGGGUACAAAGGCAUGGUGGGCUCCAUUGGUGCUGCUGGGUCACCAGGUGAGGAAGGUCCACGGGGGCCGCCAGGCCGAGCCGGGGAGAAGGGCGAUGUGGGCAGCCAAGGUGUUCGAGGACCCCAGGGAAUAACAGGCCCGAAGGGAGCAACCGGCCCCCCAGGCAUCGACGGCAAGGAUGGGACCCCAGGCACACCUGGCAUGAAGGGCAGUGCAGGACAGGCGGGGCGGCCAGGAAACCAAGGCCACCAGGGCCUAGCGGGUGUGCCGGGCCAGCCUGGGACAAAAGGAGGCCCUGGAGACAAGGGGGAGCCAGGCCAGCAGGGCCUCCCUGGAUUCUCUGGUCCUCCUGGGAAGGAGGGAGAGCCAGGACCUCAAGGAGAAAUCGGACCCCGAGGCAUCAUGGGGCAGAAGCAAGGAGUCCGCGGAGAACCCGGCUACCCGGGCCCCAGCGGGGAUGCGGGCGCCCCGGGGGUGCAGGGCUACCCCGGGCCCCCCGGCCCUCGAGGACUAGCUGGAGACCGAGGCGUGCCGGGACUGCCGGGGAGACAGGGCGUGGCGGGCCGAGAUGCCAGUGACCAGCACAUCGUGGCGGUGAUGAUGAAGAUGAUGCAAGAGCAACUGGCAGAGGUCGCUGUGAGUGCCAAGAGGGAGGCCCUGGGUGCGGUCGGGAUGAUGGGUCCCCCAGGACCCCCUGGGCCUCCUGGGUACCCAGGCAAGCAGGGACCCCACGGGCACCCUGGCCCUCGGGGUGUCCCUGGCAUCGUGGGAGCCGUGGGUCAGAUUGGCAAUACAGGGCCCAAGGGAAAACGCGGCGAGAAGGGUGACCGGGGAGAGAUGGGACGUGGGCAUCCCGGGAUGCCUGGGCCCCCGGGGAUCCCAGGACUCCCUGGCCGGCCUGGCCAAGCAAUCAACGGCAAAGAUGGAGCUCGGGGAUCCCCAGGGGCCCCGGGAGAAGCAGGCCGACCAGGCCUGCCAGGCCCCAUGGGGCUGCCAGGCUUCUGUGAGCCUGCGGCCUGCCUUGGAGCCUCGGCCUAUGCCUCUGCACGCCUCACAGAACCUGGAUCCAUCAAAGGGCCAUGA
This is a messenger RNA of Puma concolor (puma), 2199 nucleotides long. The record is from RefSeq and is a predicted model, not a curated record. NCBI's taxonomy places the organism in Eukaryota, Metazoa, Chordata, Mammalia, Carnivora, Felidae.